Penicillium olsonii is the source of this 2034-nucleotide messenger RNA. Lineage: Eukaryota; Fungi; Ascomycota; Eurotiomycetes; Eurotiales; Aspergillaceae. The record is from the annotation of a GenBank genome assembly.
AUGGAAGUCAUAAAAGAGCUGCAUGACGCCGUGGCCAAAGCCUGUGAGACGUCGUUCGACAAUGCGUAUCAGCAGCUGAGAUCACAGCUCGAGGCACAAACCAAAGAGGCAGCAGCCAAGCAUUCGGCAGCUCUUGCCGCUCAGUGUAAAGCAGAUACUACGAUUGAAGACCUUCGGCAUCAAAUUACUCUACUUCGGAGUGAACUCAAGCAAAAUGAAGUCGAGUCACGAAACCACGAACUUCCCAGGCAAUACGCCAGCCUCGAAGCGGAAUUUGACCCCAAAAGUCUUUGGGGCGAAUCCCUGGAAGGUGGCCAUUUUGAUACCCCAAAGGCACGUAAAAGAUUCGAAGCAAAAUACACGGCGCUUUACACAAACCUUCAGACCUUUCUCAAAUCCUGGGGUGAUCUUAAACGUCAAGUCCGACGACACAAAGAAAAACUGCAGCAGUGGGAUCAGCAGCUGAAACAUGAUGGGUUCACAGUGAUUCUGAAUGGCCAGAAGGUCAAAUACUGUAAAAUGAAAGGGCCUGACCCUGAUGGCCGCAACCAGAUGGAUUCAGAAAGCAAGCAAUGCUCUUUGGGGAAACGGCCCAGGGAAGAGGAUCCGGACCUGCCUCUCAAAACGUUCAAAGCUUCACAAGAGCAAGCUUUUCGAAGUGACGUGGAGGUGGGACACAACGCCAAAAAUGAUUCCUUGGCAACAGAACUGGCGUCCACUCAAUCCAGCUCUCCCGGGCCUUCAACGGGCAAUCCAGAGUAUUUUGAUACAAAACUCUCAGUCGACAUCCGCGGAAACCACCAGGGAAAAAGGGCACCCUCCGCCACGAUUUCUAAGGCGUCUCGCGCGCAUAGUCAACGAGAUGAUGCCGGUUCCCUGCACCCCGUACAAAUUAAGAGAGAAAUCAUGUCCUCAAGCCCAAUCCGAACUUCAAAUUCCAGUGAUUGGCCUUAUAUUGGCACACAGGAUCUGGAUGACAUAGGGGAUACAAUACAGACACCCACGAAAAGAAAACCCCAUCGGAACGAUCACGCGACAGACACCGAGGGUCUGGAGAAGCGAGGGGAUUAUGCAAACCACUCGGCUCAGUUCCUAUCAGGUCAAAAUAUACAUGCGCCGUCAUCCAUUCUUCAAGUGAUUGACGGAAAUGCGUGUACUCCCACGCUUUCCAACCGAAAAUCUUCCCCCAAACACCUUGAAGAUUUGGAGCGACGAGCAAUACCUGCCAUGGCGGAGGAUGGCGAUAACCUAGUAUCUGCUCGGUAUCCUCUGAAUUCUGGCACUAAGACCAAUCGUGGCCUGUCGGAAGCGAGAACCAGGACUUUGGCCCAAAAGCGUCUAGAAGAUUUGCUUGAGCGCUCGACUCCCACAAAAUCACUACUUCGGUCCUCGAGAUCCGGGCCAGGUUCGAAUUCAGCACAGGCGGAUUUUGUGCCCCAGCAUGGCCACCUGACAUCAAUGACCUCUGGCGAAAUCGCGCCAGAUGUGGAUCCUAAUGAUGAGCCGUACAGGGCAAGGCCCCUCGGCGUUCUUGGGCUGGGGCACUUCAAAAUCAACCCUGCAAGAAACCAAGGACUUGACUUUGCAUACAACACAGUGGUUCGGAAGAAAGAUGACCGCAAAUGCAUUUCCGGGUGUACGCGCCCAGGGUGCUGCGGGGAUCGGUUCCGCGCUAUGGCCCGCCUUGGAGGCCUCCCGGGGAAGUCCGGGGUGGAACAACGAGAAGAAGAGGAUGAGAUGCUGCGCGAAUUCGUGGGAGAAGACAGGCAGUUGCUAGAAACACUGAGCGGCGAUGAACGGGCGAAUAUUCUGGUUGAAGCCAGAGCCAGAGCCCUCGCCAAUCAAUAUGGACGGCACAGACAUACCCACCAGCGUGCCCAAUCUCCCCCUGGGUUCUGGCGAACGGAUAUGCCAAGUACACAAGAGGAAGAGCUUGACCGUGAAGCUGCCAGAGGACAGGAGCGAGAGAAAGUAGAGGAGCGAUAUCGCGAGGCCAUGCGCCCUGGAGGAAUGUGGAUGUUUGCGGAUGAAUAG